This is a messenger RNA of Jaminaea rosea, 453 nucleotides long. RefSeq lists its product as hypothetical. The transcript has 2 exons. Bases 1 to 453 code for a protein of 150 amino acids. Lineage: Eukaryota; Fungi; Basidiomycota; Exobasidiomycetes; Microstromatales. The record is from RefSeq and is a predicted model, not a curated record.
AUGCUCGAGAAGAGGGCCGCAGAGGAGCAGGAGCUCGCAGACCGAGACGUCGUCAACCCUCCCGUCACCAGCCCCACCACUGGGACAGUCUGGACGGCCGGCGACAAGGUCACCGUCACCUGGAACACAGACUUUGUGAACAGCAAGCCCGAGUACUCCAAUCUCAAGGGCACCAUUCUCCUCGGCCACCUCAACCCAGGCUCUCAGUCCGAGAACCUGCAAGCCGAGCACCCUCUUGCUGAGGGCUUCCUCCUCACGGCCGGCAAAACUUCCUUCACUCUCCCAGCGAACACGACCCCUCGCGAUGGGAACGCCAUCGUGGUUCUCCUCGGCGACUCGGGCAACAAGAGCAAGAAGUUCACCAUCAAGGCGGCUGAGGGCAACAAGCACCCCCACCCUCACCCUCACCCUCACCCUCACCCGGAGGAGACGAACACUGAGGCGUCGGCUUAA